This is a messenger RNA of Drosophila nasuta, 684 nucleotides long. It is a transcript of the gene Kmn2, whose product is annotated as kinetochore Mis12-Ndc80 network component 2. The record is from RefSeq and is a predicted model, not a curated record. The transcript has 4 exons. The coding region runs from base 106 to 387 and encodes 93 amino acids. NCBI's taxonomy places the organism in Eukaryota, Metazoa, Arthropoda, Insecta, Diptera, Drosophilidae.
AUGUCAGCUGGUUGCCGCAGUGUUGGCUAGUUGCCCUUGUCUCUUAAUGGCGUUGUGCAGCACUGCCAAACAUUCGAAAACAGACGCUAAACAAGUCGUAAGAAAAUGGAAAAGUUAACUUUACAGCAAGUGCAUGACUUGCGCAAGGUGCAGGAGGACUUAAUUUACAGUAGAUGCGUGCACAUGGAGUUCUAUCGCAAAGUGGCCAAACACAAAUACACGGCUGAGCUCAAUAAUUUGAUUCGUGGCGAAUUCAAUAGAGUUGAUGUCGAGCUGAACAUACCGAAAUUGCCGCCAGAUUAUCCCCCAAGAGAGGAAUACACAUCAAUGUUACAGGUGGAGAAAAUGAUCGAUAUUGUGGAUGUGAUGAACAGCUCCGUGCUCUAGGCUCUGGAAUCUUUCUUCGCUUUAUUUAAGUUAUUAUUAAGCCAAUAGCCAUGUAGAAUACGAUGAAUCUGCUUCAGACACUCGAAUGAAGGCGACAGGCUCUGCAAAGACACAUUCAAAUCGGUCAAGAAUAUAUUUUUUAAGUAACUCCCAAGUACUCACAUUAAAAAGUGGAAUAAUGGGACGCUGGUUGAACAUGCUGCCUUUGGUGCGCAGUAUUAACAUGUAUUUAAUAUCCAGCUGUAAAUUAAACAAGUGUAACUAAAUAAGUAUAAAUAUAAUAUUUAAGUAAACCUA